UUACCUUGUGAAUUACCCGGCACAAUUUUAAAAACGUAUAUACGACUGCCGUGAAUCCCUACGAGUACUACUCUAGCUGUAGAAGGAUUUAUAUUUCAGAAAAGUCUUUGUAGCACAUCCACGGAUUGAACAUUUAUUGAUAUUUGAUACAAUACCACCCUGAUUCAGAUCGAAGAUGUACGGUACUUUCGCUAUAAUAUUCGGCCUGAUUGCGUGUGUUAUUGGCCAUGGGCAAAACGAUCCCAAAGAUAUUGCUGCUGAUCCUGCGCAUCCGUGGAUCGGCAGAUGGGAAUCCAUUGACGGUCGCCAUGAAAAUUUUGAAAACUUUAUCAAACAUCUUGGUUUGGCGCAUUACGGAGCCGACAACAAGGUAUACCAUAAAUUCUGGAAGGAAGAUGACCAUUUCCAUCACGGCAUUGCGGUCACAGAAAAAGACUUCAAGAAAUUUGUGGAAUUCAAACUAGGAGAGGAAGGAACCCUUACGUGGAACAACACCGAAUUCAAGUAUAAGUACACGGAGGAAAACAAAGAUUUGCACGUGGAAGUGAAAGUGCCGGCUAAGGACAAAGUAGUGCAUGACACCUACCAUGUGGAAGGCGAGCAGCUCGUUAAAACUUACAAAGUGGACAACGUGGAAGCCAAGCGAUGGUUUGCGAAAGCCACGUCUAAGCCAUCCAAUACCUGAUUUGUUCCAUGUUAUUAAAAUAAUAACGAGCUAAUUUUAAUUAUACAACGCUCCUAAUGUCAGAAAGCUGCUGAUAAGUUUUAUCGUAAUUGUGGACUACCAGUGUGCGUGAAAUGCAUGACCAUAACCGCUUGUUUACUUUGCGUUAAUUAUGUAUCAGUUCUCGUACCAUAACAUACAUCUAGAUAUUAGAAAUCCUUUUCGUGUGCAAAUGUACUUAUUACGGGGAUACGAGUACACGUUAGACAGCUCAGACGAUCAGAAGAAGCGAUAAACCAGAAAUGCGUCGGUAAAAAUAAAAUGAACUGGCCGGUUUAAAACACGCCGCGGAAAUAGAA
Molecule: messenger RNA, 1023 nt
Organism: Paramacrobiotus metropolitanus
Lineage: Eukaryota; Metazoa; Tardigrada; Eutardigrada; Parachela; Macrobiotidae
Product: secretory-abundant heat soluble protein 1-like
Exons: 4
Coding region: 176-685 (169 amino acids)
Source: RefSeq, a predicted model, not a curated record